AUGUUGAGGCAUCAAGAACUCAUAUUUUCCAGCAUAAGGAGAUUUCUCUUUUAUGCGACCAGCUGUGACAGAAUCAUUGGGUGUCGCUCUCAUCAUAGAGUCUUUCAACACAAGUUCUCUAUACCAGAGCAGCAUACCAACGACGCCCUUUCUGCUAUCUGUGGGACAUCGCUUGAGAGGCUGGUCAGCAGAUGGAAGGAGAGCAGAGAGAUCAAAGGUCUUGCGGAGGAGGUGCGACCCACGAAGGCCGUGCUGGAAAGAGCUAUCGAGCUGCAGAAGGAUUUAUACGUGUGCUUUAUUGAUUAUACAAAGGCUUUUGAUAAAGUGCAACAUGAAGAGCUUUUCAAUAUGCUAAGAAGUUUAAAUCUGGAUGAAAAGGAUUUAAGAGUUCUGCACAACCUCUACUGA
Penaeus monodon (black tiger shrimp) is the source of this 408-nucleotide messenger RNA. RefSeq lists its product as uncharacterized. The record is from RefSeq and is a predicted model, not a curated record. The coding region runs from base 1 to 408 and encodes 135 amino acids. The transcript has 5 exons. Lineage: Eukaryota; Metazoa; Arthropoda; Malacostraca; Decapoda; Penaeidae.